Molecule: messenger RNA, 834 nt
Organism: Triticum urartu
Lineage: Eukaryota; Viridiplantae; Streptophyta; Magnoliopsida; Poales; Poaceae
Product: dirigent protein 16-like
Source: RefSeq, a predicted model, not a curated record
AUGGUCUUUGUGAACCAAAUGGGGCUGCUGGUUCGUUGCAGAGCCAAAUGGAGCUGCUGGUUCGUUGCAGAGCCAAAUGGAGCUGCUGGUUCGUUGCAGAGCCAAAUGGAGCAGUUUGCCUUUGUGAACCAACUCCACACUGCGCUACAUAAGCAAAUCACACAGGAAACGCCCGUAACCUCACGACUGAGCAAGAUGCAACCACAAGAUCGUGCCCACAUCCUCACCGGAGCCUGCAUUGCUCUCACGCUCCUACUAAGCACUGUAAACACGGCGUCCAGCCGCCGUCCGGCAGGCCACAGCCCCCCGCCCCCUCCCCACGGCUCCGGCCAGACCAUAACGCUCUACACCAAUGGAGCUGCACCACCAAACGCCGGCGGCACCCCUUCCUCGAAACACCCGGCCUUCACCAGCCAAGGCCCGAUCGGCCACCCCGGCAGCUGGCUACGCACCUUGACGCGGCCUGGGGCGCUCCGCCCCGGCACGGUGACCGUCAUCGACGAGCAGUUCCAUGGAAAGAGAGAGUUUGGGCUGCCCUUGGCUGGGAAGCUGCAGGGCGUUCUUGUCACCAGCUUGGAUGAUAACAGCAACCAUAUAGUUGCAGUGAAGGCCCUGUUCACCGGCGAUGGCGCGGAAGACAGCAUCAGGUUCUUCGGAAUCCAUCACAACGGUCAGGAGGAGUCCCAUGUCGCGGUGGUCGGAGGGACGGGGAGGUAUGACAGCGCCACCGGUUUCGCUGUUAUUAGAGCAGCAGAUGUACCUGAAACAAGGGGAAAUGACAGCUUCAGCAGGACUCUCAGUUUCAGUGUGCGCCUCAAGUGAAGGCUGUGAAGG